Trifolium pratense (red clover) is the source of this 3238-nucleotide messenger RNA. Its product is annotated as disease resistance protein RPM1-like. Gene Ontology annotation, biological process: defense response to other organism. Gene Ontology annotation, molecular function: ADP binding. The record is from RefSeq and is a predicted model, not a curated record. Lineage: Eukaryota; Viridiplantae; Streptophyta; Magnoliopsida; Fabales; Fabaceae. The coding region runs from base 167 to 2950 and encodes 927 amino acids. The transcript has a single exon.
UAGAUAAUAAACAAUGACCUAGAGGAAAACUCAACAAAGUCAAUGAAUGACACCGUUGGGCAUUAUGCUAUAUACUAUAUCUUGAAGGACUAGUAGCAUUUUUCUCAUCAUUCAUCUCACUCAUAAUAUUAUUAGCAGAUUGAAAUCAAAAGAUACAUACAACAAAAUGUGUGAUCCGCGUGCAAGUAUACUUUCAUGUGCUCGCGAAAACUUGGUUCCACUAGCCCGCAAACAUUUGCUUCCACUUGCCAUUGAUCAUUUGCUUCCAAUACUUAAGGAAGCAGUCAACAUGAUUAGGGGUGUCCCAAAUGAUGAAAUUACACACAUGAAACAUGAACUCGAAAGCAUUGAAGACGCCAUCCAUGAAGCAGAUAAAAUGGCUGAUGCUGAAGGCGCCAACCCAAGUGAUGGAACCAGAGAAAAGAUCAACCAGCUGAUAGAAGCAUCUUUUCGCAUACAAGAUCUCAUUGAUGAAUACAUCAUCCGUGAGGAGCAACAACUUCCGGAUCCUGGAUGUGCUGGUGGUGGUUCUGACUAUGUCAAAACUAAGAUUCUCCGUCUUCAAAUAGCCCAUGAUAUUCAGAACAUCAAAUCCCGAAUUCGUGAAAUAAAAGAAGAUACAAGUUCUGAAACGGAUCAUGAAGGAUCAAGCAGUUCUAUUACAAACCCGAAUGCCACAUUAUUGCAGAACCUUCGAAAGGCUCCUUUUUACAUGAAGGAAGCUGAUGUUGUCGGCUUUGAAAAGCCAAGAGACAAAUUGGUUGAUUGGCUGGUAAAGGGAAGAGAUGAGCUCACAGUCGUCUCCGUGGUAGCAAUGGGAGGGCAAGGAAAAACCACUCUUGCUAGAAAAGUUUUUGAGAGCAAAGAGGUCGUGGGAUGCUUUGAAUAUCGUAUAUGGAUCACAGUGUCACAAUCAUACAAUAUAGAAGAGUUGCUGAGAGGCAUCUUGAAGGAUCUUUGCGAACAACAAAAAGUCAAUCCUCCUCAAAUGAUUCAUGAAAUGAAUAAAGAGUCAUUAGUGAAAAUAGUGAGAAACUACUUGCAGGAGAAAAGGUACGUUGUAGUUUUUGAUGAUGUAUGGAACUCAUCUUUUUGGGCUGAUAUUAAAUUUGCUAUGAUUGAUAAACAAAAAGGUUGUAGGAUAUUAAUCACCACUAGGAUCAUGGAUGUUGCCACUUCCUGUAGGGAAUCUUCUUUUGUUGAAAUUCAUGAACUGAAAGGUCUAGAUCAUGAACAAUCAUUAAAAUUGUUCAAUAAGAAGGCAUUUUAUGACUUGAACGGAUGUUGUCCGGAAAAUCUUGUUCAUAUAUCUUCUAAAAUUGUUGAAAAAUGUAAUGGAUUGCCACUAGCAAUUGUAGUCACCGGCGGUCUUUUAUGCAAAAAUAGAAAUACAAUUGAAUGGUAUAAGUUUAAUGAAAAUAUCAAGCCAAAGUUAAAGAAAGAUUCUUUGAUAAACAAAAUUUUAGUUCUCAGUUACCAUGAUUUGUCUUACAAUCUCAAGUCAUGUCUGUUAUAUUUUGGAAUGUAUCCUGAAGAUUGUAAAGUUAAUUCAGAGAGACUAAUUCGGCAAUGGAUAGCUGAAGGGUUCGUAAAGGAGGAAGAGGGAAUGACUUUGGAAGAGGUUGCAGAAGGAUACUUAACAGAAUUAAUUCAUAGAAGUUUGGUGCAAGUAGUUUCAAUCAACAUUGGCGGAAGAGCAAAAAGGUGUCGUGUUCAUGAUCUAGUGCAUGAUAUGAUCCUUAAAAAAAUUGAGGAUUUAAGUUUUUGCAAGAAUAUUAGUGAGGAUGGGCAAUCAACUUCAAAUGGAAUAGUUCAACGCCUAUUAAUAACAACCAAUUCGGAUAAUUUAAUGGAAAAUAUUGAAAGCUCACAUGUUCGAUCACUGAUCGUUCUCAAACCUUACACAUUACAUGAAUCUGUUGUAAGGAAAAUUACUACAAAAUACAGGUUUUUGAAGGUGUUUGAUGCUGAACUUGCUGGAGAAAUUGAAGUUCCUGAAGAUUUGGGAAGUUUGAACCACUUGAAGUAUUUUAGUAUCAAGGCAUUUGAACAGGAAACUGAACUUCCACAAUCCAUUGGCAUGCUUGAGAACCUAGAGACCUUGGAUUUAACAGGUGCAUCAGUCCUUGAUUUUCCCAAAGAAAUUUGUAAACUUAGAAAGUUAAGACAUUUUCUAGGCAACCUAAUGUAUUUGGUUGAACUGAAGGAUGGUAUUGGAGACAUGACAUCCCUACAAACUCUAUGGAAGGUAUAUUUAAAUGACAAUGAUGAAGACAUAGAGUUAAUCGAAGAGCUAGGAAAACUGAAGCAACUAAAGAAAUUGGGCUUGGAAGGUGUCGGGAAAAAACAUACGAGUGUUUUAUCUUCCUCAAUCAAUAAGAUGCAACAAAUGGAAAAACUAUCUAUUAAAUCACACGAAUCAGACGAAUACAUUGAUUUGGAUUUGGAUUUACCUAAGCUUCAAUAUCUUGUACUGGAAGGUCAGUUGGAGAAGUUACCGGAGUGGAUUGAAAAGAAUCAAAAUCUUGUUAAACUGAAGCUUGUUUCAUCCAAGCUACCCGAGGAUUCAAUGAAAUUACUCAAAAGUAUGCCAAACUUGUUGUCUAUUUCUCUCAUUGAAAAUGCUUAUGUAGGUGAAACCUUACAUUUUCAAAAUGAAUGGUUUAAGAAUUUGAAGGAACUAUAUCUUGAGAAUUUGGAUAACUUAAAAGACAUCCUUAUUGACCAAGGUGCGUUGCCUUCUCUGAGAAAGUUCCACAUACACUCAUUUUCAGUCCUCCAGCUCAAGACGAUACCAACCGACAUUCAACACUUAAAGAAGCUUGAAGAUCUCAGGAUUAGUGUUGUGUGUGACAAAUUUAUGCAGAACCUUUUACUCAAUGGAGGAAAAGACCAUUGGAUCUUCAAGCAAGUGCCCUUUGUAGAAAUUAAAGAUCGGCGUGAAUUGUAGGUGAUGGGCAUCGGUACGAUGGAAAUUCAAAUUUCUUAGUGGCAUUGUUUCUCUUUUCUGUUUCUAUUUUGAGCACUUUCAUUCUGUUAUUUUGUAAUUGUCAAACCUUAUUCUAGUUAGUUAGAUGUAGUCAAAGUUAGUUACAUUAACUAACUUGUUAGUUAGCUACUGGUUGGUUACUUGUUUCUCAAGUUAACUAACUUAGUGUGCUAGUUCUAUAAGUAGUGUUGGUUCAUGAUUGUAUUUCACAACUUUUCACUUCCAUUAAUCAAUAAAGAACACUACUUU